Stegastes partitus (bicolor damselfish) is the source of this 1556-nucleotide messenger RNA. RefSeq names its product tumor necrosis factor ligand superfamily member 13B-like. The transcript is spliced from 5 exons. NCBI's taxonomy places the organism in Eukaryota, Metazoa, Chordata, Actinopteri, Pomacentridae. Bases 36 to 833 code for a protein of 265 amino acids. Gene Ontology annotation, cellular component: membrane. The record is from RefSeq and is a predicted model, not a curated record. Gene Ontology annotation, molecular function: receptor ligand activity; tumor necrosis factor receptor binding. Gene Ontology annotation, biological process: positive regulation of B cell proliferation; immune response.
AGUAACAUAGGGACAUCCAGCCUGCUGGUCUCACUAUGCUCCAUACUGCUUUAUUAUCACUAACGGCAUUUAUGUUUUGUCUCAGCCUUUUCCUGGUACACAGAGCCAGUGUUCUAGAAAAUGAUUUUCGCAAACUCCAAGGGGACAUAAUGCUACAAUUAAAUCAACCACGUUCUGAGGGAGUCAAUGGGAAAGUGGCCAAGAUGUCUAAAACAAGGGAGGACAUUAAGCCAAGUGUUUUCCAAAAAGCUCAGAGUUCUCUGAAGAUAUCUUCUAGGAGAGUAAAAAGGGAACAGAACAGCUGCAGAGUUCCAACAUCAUUUCUGCAGUUACGGGCUAACACUAACAAACAGCCAGACAUUAGAGGAAAUAUAACAGUGAUCCCUUGGACUGUUUCUGCACAGCAAGGAAGUACAAUUUCACAAAAGGAAAACAGAAUUGUUGUCCAAGAAGACGGUUAUUACUUGGUGUUUGGACAAGUAUUGUGUCACUCUAAGUCAAGCAGAACUAAGUUGAUAUCGCAUAUGAUUUGUUCCAACUAUUCAGCUAAUGUUCUGCCUGAUUCACAGGUUUUGUUCGAGAGUCCAAGCACAGUUAUGGGUCACAUCAUACGAAGCUGGGGUUCCUCUGAAACAGGGACGGGAUCAACAGAGCUGUUGCGCUGCCUGCGAGAGAUGCCUGAUGAAACUCAUGGCAAUACAUGUUAUAGUUCAGGCACGGUGCAUUUGCUUCGAGGUGAUGAGCUGGAGCUGGUGAUCCCAGACAGGCCGGCAGCUCAGAUCUCUACAGACCCGGAGUCGACCUUUUUUGGUGUCAUACAGCUACGACUGUAACGAGACAGCACGAGGAAGAUAAACACGCAGUUCAAUGUUGCAGGAAGCUGGAAACUGACACUGAGCUGUGUGAGAGGAUGCUGAUAAAGGACCCGAGUGACAGCAGCAGGAAAAGUGCCGGAGCAUGUUAUUAAUCUCAAGAAAAUACAUAAUGAACUUUUUAAAUGAACUGUCCGUGUCCAUCAUCUGUCUUCUUUUUUUUUUUUUUUGGAAUCCGUUAGCUUUAAUCCAUUCAGCGUAUCAUUCAGGUGGCUCUCCUGCACGUGCCUAUUGUUUUUGUUUGCCACCACCUCCUUUCAUCGGUCUAUUUUCGCAUGUCUCUUUAUACCUUGCCGGGGGCUUCCCUCCUGCUCCACCUACACAGCUUAUUUGUUCCUCCCGUCUAUUUUAGACCGGUUUCCGUUUUUCCAAAGACUAUGUCAGGAACAAACACAUGUAUAAAUUUAUAUCGCUCAGGAGGUGUUUUCCUGGUUGGCACGAAACUCCACAGCGCUGUAAAUGCUUGAGUGUAAAGUCAAAGUUGUUGCAAGAGGGAUUUUAUGCUUUGGCACAACAAAUUCCCUAAUGCUAUUUCAAUUCAAAGCUAAUUCAACAUGCAUUUAUCUCUGUGACUUAUUACAUUAAACAUAGAAAUAUGACUUUCUUUGUGUAUUUUUUUUUUCUCAAAGGUAGAAUGUCAUUGUUUAUAGAUUUUGUGAAGCUUGAUAAAAAGGUGACAUAUCA